CCGUCAUGGCGGCGCGCAUCUGUCACCUACCCGCUUCGCUUCUGCGGCCACUCCGAGGCGUUUUCAGCCUCCGAAACCUGGUUCCCGGAGCAACUACCAGCCUGAGACCCGCCUGCACCACCGAGCCGAGUGCGCAAACGCCGGGGAUCGUCGAGUCGACGGAAGAGUACAAGUUCGUCGAGCGCCUCAUUCCCGCCUCAAGGGUCCCCGAUCCACCGCGCCACACUGGCCCAACACCUUCGGGCUGGACGCCCCCUGCGGACACUCCUCCGGAUCUGCCCUAUAUGAUCCGCCGCUCCCGCAUGCACAACAUACCGGUGUACACGGACCUGACCCACGGGAACCGCUGGAUGACGCUGGUGCGGAAGGUGGAGGGCGAUAUCUGGGCCCUGGAGAAGGACGUGAGGGAGUUCCUCAGAGACGUCACGGGGAAGGAGCUGCCGACGCAAGUCAACGAGGUGACCAUGACCCUAAAGGUCAAGGGUCAAUACGACAAAGAACUGAAGCAGUGGCUGAGUGAGAAAGGCUUCUGAAGGGACACUCAUGGUUCAUGCUCACAGAUACUUGUGCAAAUAUUUCUAUGAUGGAUUCUGCAAUAAAUGUUGUAAUGGCCCUGAAAAACCACUGACAGAAUGUAUAUUAAUGAGUGAACGUUCACUAAGAAUAAUCACAUUAUGUUGAAAAUCUGUUUUUGAUUUUAGUCCUGUUAAUAAUUAAAGUCAAAAUGUGA
Molecule: messenger RNA, 730 nt
Organism: Synchiropus splendidus (mandarinfish)
Lineage: Eukaryota; Metazoa; Chordata; Actinopteri; Syngnathiformes; Callionymidae
Gene: mrpl49
Product: mitochondrial ribosomal protein L49
Exons: 1
Coding region: 6-533 (175 amino acids)
Biological process (GO): translation
Cellular component (GO): ribosome; mitochondrial large ribosomal subunit
Molecular function (GO): structural constituent of ribosome
Source: RefSeq, a predicted model, not a curated record